AUGGUCAUAAGUGGGGUGUCUCUGUCCGCGUUUGAACUUACUCUCUGUGCUUUAAUUUCGAACGUGCUACUCUUCUUGUUGUUACUUCCGUUUCUGUUCCCUCUAUUUAUCGGCCAUCUUUGCUAUACCAUCUGUAAAGCCGAAACACCUUCUUACAUAACUCCCCUGUUACAGUCCUUUCUGUGUCCCCCCCUGUUUUCCUAUCUCUUUCAUCAUUUCCUUUUGUUUUUAGUUUUUAUUUAUAUUUAUAUCGAGAAAAGAAAAAUCUUUUUCACGAUGAAAGAGUGUCCAUCUAUCUAUCUACCCCCGGUCUCUAUAUUUGUCUAUCUAUCUCUCUAUCUCUCUCCCUAUCUAUUUAUCUAUCUCCCUCGAACUAUCUAUCUAUCUAUCUAUCUCUAUCUCUGUCUCUCUCUCUAUCUAUCUCUAUCUCUAGCUCACUAUCUAUCUAUCUAUCUAUCUAUCUAUAUAUAUAUAUAUAUAUAUAUAUAUAUAUAUAUAUAUAUAUAUAUAUCUCUAUCGCUCUCUCUAUCUAUCUCUCUAUCUCUCUCCUAUCUAUUUAUCUAUCUCCCUCUAACUCUCUAUCUAUCUAUCUAUCUAUCUAUCUCUAUCUCUGUCUCUCUCUCUAUCUAUCUCUAUCUCUGGCUCACUAUCUAUCUAUCUAUCUAUCUAUAUAUAUAUAUAUAUAUAUAUAUAUAUAUCAUACUCUCUAUCGAUCUCUCUCUAUCUAUCUCUCUAUCUCACUCUAUCUCUCUCCCUAUCUAUUUAUCUAUCUAUCUCUAUCUAUCACCCUAUAUCUCCCUAUCUCUCUCACUCUCUCUCUAUAUAUAUAUCUAUAUAUCUCUCUCUAUCUAUAUAUAUCUGUCUCUCGCUCUAUCUAUCUAUAUCUAUCUAUCUAUCUAUCUAUCUCUCUCUAUAUAUAUAUAUAUAUCCUCUCUAUCUCACUCUCUCUCAAUCUAUCUAUCUCCCUCUCUCUAUAACUAUCUCUCUAUAUCUAUCUAUCUAUCUAUCUAUCUCUCUACCUCUCUCUCUCUCUAUCUAUCUAUCUAUCUAGCUAUCUAUCUCUAUAUCUAUGUAUCUAUCUACAGGACGACAAUGUAUGAACCUCACGUUUUAUCCAUGCCAGUCUUUUUAUUAUCUAUCUAUCUAUCUAUCUAUCUAUCUAUCUAUCUAUCUAUCUAUCUAUCUAUUGUGUAUGCUUGUCUGUCUAACAAUUUAUCUUUCUUUCUCUAUCUACAUUUAGCGUCUGUCUAUCGGUCUAUCUAUUUAUAUUUAUUUCUACUAUCUAUCUAUCUAUCUAUCUAUCUAUCUAUCUAUCUAUCUAUCUCUCUCUCUCUCUCUCUCUCUCUCUCUAUAUAUAUAUAUAUAUAUAUAUAUGAAGAAACAUUAAAAUCUUUCAUCUUCACUUCUUUCUUUUUUCUUUCUUUCUCUCUUUCUUUCUUUCUUUUUUCUUUAUUUCUUUCUUUCUUCCUUUCUGCUUUCUUUCUUUCUCUCUGUCUUUUUCUUUCCUUUUUCUUUCUUUCAUUCUUACUUUCUUUCUUUUCUUUCUUUCUAUUUUCUUUCUUUAUUUCUUUCUUUCUUUCUUCCUUUCUUUCUUUUUUCUUUCAUCCUUUCUUUCUUUCUUUUUCUUUCUUUCUUUUUUUCUUUCUUUCAUUCUUACUUUCAUAA
Messenger RNA from Acanthosepion pharaonis, 1665 nucleotides. The record is from the annotation of a GenBank genome assembly. Lineage: Eukaryota; Metazoa; Mollusca; Cephalopoda; Sepiida; Sepiidae.